Molecule: messenger RNA, 1155 nt
Organism: Colletotrichum navitas
Lineage: Eukaryota; Fungi; Ascomycota; Sordariomycetes; Glomerellales; Glomerellaceae
Product: methyltransferase domain-containing protein
Exons: 2
Coding region: 146-919 (257 amino acids)
Source: RefSeq, a predicted model, not a curated record
CUUCCUGUCGCCAACAGGAACAGAACCUGCCUUCGCAAAGGAGCCUACAAGGAUAAGAAUAGUAUAUCAGAUCACGACGACCAUUUGCACACGGUUUGGCUCACAACGCAUACAUUUAUUUGGUGUUGGACGAGAAGUCUGGAAGAUGGUACAGCCAGAUACCUUCGCUGGGGCGGCGAUCUACGUCCCGUUGUUCCUCCGCUACGUCUAUGACCCAGUUGUCCUGGGUCUCUAUUGCCCUUACGCCUGGAAUAUACCGUCGAGUAAGAUGCGGGAAUUCUUCAACCGCCACAUUGUCAAUGCCACCUUAAGAUUGCGUUCGUCAAACACCGUCGACGAAACAACAAUCCGGCCCGGAUCAAGCAAAGACUCUCCAUGUCGGAUCUUGGACAUUGGAGUCGGUACCGGAUAUUUCCUCGAGCAUGCGCCCCUUCCGGCGGGGUCGGAAGUGCACCUGGUGGACCUCAACCGGGCAGCGCUCCAUGCUGCUAGGUCUCGGACGGUGGCGGCACACCCGACGACGACAUGCCAAAUAACCGUUGCCGACUUUCUUGACCCGGAAAGGAGAGGCUUGCGCUGCAGAGACCUGGGCGGUGGUUCUUUCGACGCCAUAUCGACAAUGAUGCUGCUUCACUGUAUACCAGGACCCCCUGCGAGGAAGGCAGAUGCGUUGGUCCAUCUACGACAUCUGCUCGCCCCUGAAGGUACCCUGUUUGGGAUGACAAUCUUGGGUCGCGGUGUCAAACACAACGUAUGGGGGAAACAGUUGAUGUUUUGGCACAAUCUCCUGGGGAUCUUUGGAAAUACAGAGGACAGCGCGGAGAGCUUCGUCGGGCCUUUGGAGGAAGCAUUUGUAGAUGUCAUGUGGGAAGUUCAUGGCAAGAUGCUUUUGUUCGAAGCAAGAAAACCCAAGCUUUGAUGGCUUAUUCAAAACUUGAGAUGGCCUGUACGUUGAUGAAAUCUUUGAACUGUAGGUACAAUUAAUGCUAAGCUUCGCAACUUUACGAUAACCACAUGGUGUUACAACCUUUCCCCCCUUCUUCUUCUUCUUUUGGGCGGCCUGGGUAGGGCAGGAGUAUUUAUUAGCUUACAUCAGAGGACUACGAGUAUGGAAAGGGGGUUUAUGAGACUUUCAUUACACAUGCAAACUCGCAG